AUGGUAUGCUCCCCACUGCAUGGCGCUAUUUUCUCUGCAAUUGGCGGCGCAAUUAACGCGAUCGUCUCCGCCAUUGCGAACAUUAUCAUGAUCAUCGUCAGCGUCAUCGUAACGAUCAUCGUCACCAUCUUCGACGUCAUCUUCGAUAUCCUCUGCUGCAACUGCUUCGGAGGACGCACGAGGCGCACAGGCACCCACAGAUACCGCUUCGGCGGUGGCGGAGGCGGAGGAUACUGA
This is a messenger RNA of Trametes versicolor FP-101664 SS1, 237 nucleotides long. RefSeq lists its product as uncharacterized. The transcript is spliced from 3 exons. Lineage: Eukaryota; Fungi; Basidiomycota; Agaricomycetes; Polyporales; Polyporaceae. The coding region runs from base 1 to 237 and encodes 78 amino acids. The record is from RefSeq and is a predicted model, not a curated record.